UAGAAUCACGAGACAAGCCACAGCAUAAAGCCAGUCUUUUCGGUCUCUCCUUCUUCCCGUAGACAUUUCUCUUUUGGUUGCUUUAUUCGAAGCGUUAAACUAGAAGAUGGCGAGAAGUUUAGCUAUUUGUGUGGUAACUUUAUUGACUAUUGGAAGUAUGACUUUAAUUGUUAAAGCCAAGAACUCAAGUUCUUCAAUCUCCAAUACUCCUUCAUCCCCAACUGCCACGUCCUCCUCAGUUUCCUCUUCCUCCUCAGUUUCCUCUUCCUCCUCCAUUUCCUCUUCCUCCUCCGUUUCUUCUUCCUCCUCAAUUGCCUCUUCCUCCUCAGUUGCCCCUUCCUCCUCAGUUACACCUUCAAUUGCUCCCUCAUCUUCAAUUUCCACUUCAUCCUUAGCUGCUCCUUCAUCUUCCAAGUCAAUCUACUCUUCAACGAUGGUAUCACCAAGCUUAAGUACUUCACAUGUUUCUAAAUCAGUAUUAACAUCAACAAUAUUGACUUCAAGUCAAAGUUCGUCAGUCAGCCCUUCUACUGUUGCAACAACAUCUUAUGUUCCAUCAUCAUCACCAUCACCGCCAUCACCAUCACCACCUGCCCAUACUGAACAGAAAGUUCACUUCAACGAUAUGAAGAACCCAAAUGUUUCAUGUCUUAAGGCCCAAUUUUCUGUCAGCUUUAAUGUGGCUUAUACUUCAAACCAGACUAAAAAUACGUCCAAUAUACCUUUGAAUGCGCAUCACAAAGCGCAUGGAAAUUGUAGUUCUGAGGAUGGCUAUGCUAUUUUUGUCAUUUCCUGGAACCAAACUGGUGGUGACACUGGACCAACACAUCAAUUUGUAAUGGAGUUCAAGCUUGAUUCAAAAAAACAUCAAUGGUUUGUUCCAUCAAUAAGGGCAAUAUUUAACACCAGAGACUCGCGUUUCAUUGAUGCCAAUAAAAAAGCUAUCUUUGCAAAUGCAAGUGGUAGUGGCAGCAUAGGUUUUGUUCAGAGUCAAACAUAUUACGUUUGUGAAUCGCAUUUGGGGCUUCAAAUGAAUGGUGGUGUAAAUGCUAUGUUUAAACAUUUGAAACUUCAGCCAUUUUCCACUGACACUAAUUUUACAUCCGCAGGUAAAAAAUGCGCUGCUGACAACAAAUCACACGGUGAUGACAACAGCAAUACAGUACCUAUAGCUGUCGGCGCAGCACUUGGGGGACUGGUACUUAUUGUUCUCAUUGCUUAUAUCAUUGGUCGACGUCGUUCCAAAAGUGGAUAUGAACAAGUUUAAUCAUCAAUUCUUAUAAACUAUCAAUAGCUGCUGUAGUAAACAUUUUCUAAAACUUGAUGUUCGCGCUACCUUAAGAUUCGCUGUGGUGUCUUAAGGAAAAAUUUUUCUUUUCAAGCCAUGGUUUGAUCACGUGAAUGGAAAUAUUUCACUUGACUUUGCUUUGUGCAUUGUCAUUAUCAUUGUUUUUUUGGCAUAUGCCAUAUUUUUAUAGUUUUUGUAGUUAAGGCAGUCAAUUAAAUUCCUAGCGAUUUUGAUCAAUUAUCAGGCAAAUAAAAUUUGAAAUUAGAAA
Messenger RNA from Xenia sp. Carnegie-2017, 1556 nucleotides. Its product is annotated as serine-rich adhesin for platelets-like. The record is from RefSeq and is a predicted model, not a curated record. Gene Ontology annotation, cellular component: membrane. The transcript is spliced from 5 exons. The coding region runs from base 107 to 1267 and encodes 386 amino acids. NCBI's taxonomy places the organism in Eukaryota, Metazoa, Cnidaria, Anthozoa, Malacalcyonacea, Xeniidae.